Molecule: messenger RNA, 783 nt
Organism: Necator americanus (New World hookworm)
Lineage: Eukaryota; Metazoa; Nematoda; Chromadorea; Rhabditida; Ancylostomatidae
Exons: 7
Coding region: 1-783 (260 amino acids)
Source: RefSeq, a predicted model, not a curated record
AUGGAGGGUGUCCCGCAAGCGGUGGGAGCUCUGGCAGCACGGUGGAUGGUUGCAAAUCGCACCAGCGCCACCCAAGCCAUUCAUCGUUCCGGCAUCGAUAGAGUGUACGAUGAUGUCAUUCACUUCAUUUUAUGUGAAACAUCAUUCUGCGAUAACCGUUGGGGGAAAUUAUAUAUUCAAGGACACCGCCAAGUGUAUUAUGAAGAAAGACGAAAAAGAGGCGGACACGCAUCUGUCGAAGAACUGGCGAUUCCACUGUAUCUUCCAAAAGUUCCGGAUAAGAUAGAAGACCAAAAAAAAACAAGGAGUAUAACAAAACUAGCAAGAGAUGUCGGAGAGAGAGAAUUACGAAAUAUUGCACAUGAAAGAGAGACGGGCCUCUUGCAAUGUGGCAGCAGCUGCAGCAGCGGUUUGCCAACCACGAUCGAUGGUCAGCCACAGAAGGGCGAUGGAGGAAAUGAUCGAUAUGGAAAAAAAUUGAUUACACUAGCGUUCUCGAUGUAUCGGCCAGUUACGGAAGAACGGACACUACAAUUGUCUUUGUUCAUUCAAUAUUGGUGUAGUUCACUGUUCAACAUGCUUACUAUGUUCUCUUUCACUAGCUCAACUCUCACUAUGCUUCUACUUUUACUUAGUGCUCUUACACUUCUGUUAGCUUCUGAAGAUCUCGUUUGUCAUCCGUUCCUAAGCGAAUUUCCGACGCUGCGUUCUCGUACAACUGCGGAUCUUCAAUAUGUUGAAUUGACUGUGACGAAGAUUGCCAAAGCACUGUGCAAGCUAUGA